Phodopus roborovskii (desert hamster) is the source of this 4323-nucleotide messenger RNA. RefSeq names its product ring finger protein 19A, RBR E3 ubiquitin protein ligase (gene Rnf19a). Gene Ontology annotation, cellular component: ubiquitin ligase complex; cytoplasm. The transcript is spliced from 10 exons. Bases 409 to 2850 code for a protein of 813 amino acids. Gene Ontology annotation, biological process: ubiquitin-dependent protein catabolic process; positive regulation of proteasomal ubiquitin-dependent protein catabolic process; protein polyubiquitination. Gene Ontology annotation, molecular function: ubiquitin protein ligase activity; zinc ion binding; ubiquitin conjugating enzyme binding. NCBI's taxonomy places the organism in Eukaryota, Metazoa, Chordata, Mammalia, Rodentia, Cricetidae. The record is from RefSeq and is a predicted model, not a curated record.
GGCGAGGGCGGGGGAGAAUGGCAGUUGCGGUGCUGGUCCCCGGCUGCGGCGGUCCGGCUGGAGUCGCGGAGGGGAGUUCGGGAAAGCGCACGCCCGUCCGCCACACUUGCACCGGCGGCUCUCGCCCUAGCUGAGAAGGUUCUGCUGUGGGGCUGAGGGGCCGUCCUUCCCCCGCCGUCCUCCCUGCGGCUUCUGCCUCCGCGGGAUGGGCCUGCUAGCCCUCCGCCCUGACGAGCUGAGGACAUCUGUGACAACACUCUUCUCUAAUUGAACUUUUUCAAGAUUUUCUGAAGGAACCAACAGGAUUAUUUUACAUCAUGACUUAACCUGAACACAAGAACAAACAAUAAAUUUUAUUUUUAAGUAUAAUGAAGGGCUGUGUAUGAGCACUGACCCACCUCAACUCUAAUGAGCAUUUUAGACAUGAGUUUACAUGGGCAGAUGGGUUCAGAUCGAGAUCUCCAGUCCUCUGCCUCAUCUGUGAGCUUGCCCUCUGUCAAGAAGGCACCUAAGAAGAGGAGGAUUUCCAUAGGCGCUCUCUUUCGGAGGAAAAAGGACACCAAGCGCAAAUCAAGGGACCUCAAUGGCGGAGUGGAUGGAAUUGCAAGUAUUGAAAGUAUACAUUCUGAGAUGUGUACUGAUAAGAACUCCAUUUUCUCUACAAAUACCUCUUCUGACAAUGGAUUGACUUCUAUCAGCAAACAAAUUGGAGACUUUAUAGAAUGUCCUCUGUGCCUUUUACGGCACUCAAAAGACAGAUUUCCUGAUAUAAUGACAUGUCAUCAUAGAUCUUGUGUGGAUUGCUUACGACAGUACUUAAGGAUAGAAAUCUCUGAAAGUAGAGUUAACAUCAGUUGUCCGGAAUGUACCGAACGGUUUAAUCCCCAUGACAUUCGCUUGAUAUUAAGUGAUGAUAUCUUAAUGGAAAAAUAUGAAGAAUUUAUGCUUCGACGGUGGCUUGUUGCAGAUCCUGACUGUCGGUGGUGUCCAGCUCCAGACUGUGGAUAUGCUGUGAUAGCAUUUGGAUGUGCCAGCUGUCCAAAAUUAACCUGUGGACGAGAAGGCUGUGGGACAGAGUUUUGCUACCACUGUAAACAGAUCUGGCAUCCAAACCAGACCUGUGAUGCUGCUCGGCAGGAGAGAGCCCAGAGUUUACGCUUGAGAACAAUACGCUCUUCCUCCAUUAGCUACAGCCAGGAGUCUGGAGCAGCAGCUGAUGAUAUAAAGCCGUGCCCACGAUGUGCUGCUUAUAUAAUAAAGAUGAAUGAUGGGAGUUGCAAUCACAUGACAUGUGCUGUCUGUGGCUGUGAGUUUUGUUGGUUGUGUAUGAAAGAAAUUUCCGAUUUACAUUAUCUAAGUCCGUCAGGUUGUACUUUUUGGGGGAAGAAACCCUGGAGCAGAAAGAAGAAAAUACUGUGGCAGCUGGGAACACUUGUUGGCGCUCCUGUAGGGAUUGCUCUGAUAGCUGGCAUUGCUAUUCCUGCCAUGAUCAUUGGCAUUCCUGUGUACGUGGGCCGCAAGAUUCAUAAUCGCUAUGAAGGCAAAGAUGUUUCAAAACACAAGCGGAAUCUGGCCAUAGCAGGCGGAGUGACACUCUCUGUAAUUGUCUCUCCAGUGGUAGCUGCAGUGACUGUAGGCAUUGGUGUUCCCAUUAUGUUAGCUUAUGUUUAUGGUGUUGUUCCAAUAUCCCUCUGCCGAAGUGGGGGUUGUGGAGUUUCAGCGGGCAAUGGGAAAGGAGUCAGAAUUGAAUUUGAUGAUGAAAAUGACAUAAAUGUUGGUGGAACUAACACAGCUAUAGAUACAACAUCAGUUGCGGAAGCCAGGCACAACCCAAGCAUAGGAGAGGGGAGCGUUGGUGGUCUGACUGGCAGCUUGAGUGCAAGCGGAAGCCACAUGGAUCGAAUAGGCACCAUUAGAGACAACUUGAGUGAAACAGCUAGCACCAUGGCACUAGCUGGAGCUAGCAUAACGGGAAGUCUGUCGGGAAGCACCAUGGUAAAUUGUUUCAACAGGUUGGAGGUACAAGCAGAUGUACAGAAAGAACGGUACAGUCUAAGUGGAGAAUCCGGCACCGUGAGCUUGGGAACAGUUAGUGAUAAUGCCAGCACCAAAGCAAUGGCGGGAUCCAUUCUGAAUUCCUACAUCCCUCUGGACAGAGAAGGAAACAGUAUGGAAGUGCAAGUGGACAUUGAGUCAAAGCCAUUCAAGUUCCGGCACAACAGUGGGAGCAGCAGUGUGGAGGACGGCAGCGCCGCCCGAAGCCACAGCGGUGGCUCAUCCAGUGCAUUGCCUGAAGGCAGAUCUGCUGCCAAGUGGUCCAAAGAAGCAGCAGCAGGAAAAAAAUCAAAAAGUGGUAAACUGAGGAAAAAGGGCACCAUGAAGAUAAACGAGACCAGAGAGGACAUGGAUGCCCAGCUGUUGGAGCAGCAAAGCACGAACUCAAGUGAGUUUGAGGCGCCGUCCCUCAGUGACAGUGUGCCCUCUGUAGCCGAUUCCCACUCUAGUCACUUUUCUGAGUUUAGCUGCUCAGACUUAGAAAGCAUGAGAACGUCGUGCAGUCAUGGUUCCAGUGAUUGUCACGCCCGCUUUGCCACUGUGAACACCCUCCCUGAGGUAGAAAAUGACCGUCUGGAGAAUUCACCACAUCAGUGUAGCAGUUCUCUGCUUUCCAAACCCACUUCCGGUUCUGAAGUUGCGCAGCCCAAUCCUGCUGCAGAGGAGCAUGGCACCAGCAGAAGUGGGCUGAAGCUGAGUGGGGAUCUGUGCUUUGGUGACACACUAAAAGAAGCGAAUAACAACCACCCACAUCCGACCGUGGACAUGAAAGUUGCUAUUCAGACUGAAAUUUAGGCCCAUGAUGCUGCAGAGUAAUAACCACUCAACGCCCAUGUUUGGAGCUGGUUGAGCCAUGUACGACUGUUAAGUUACCAGCAAAAGCCAGGUUUCAUAAUCAUAAUGCAAAUACAUUCUGUAUGUUUAGCUGAGCGUUGUUUCGUGUGGAUGUUAAUCACCAAAUGUAUGAAAUGGAGGCUUUAAAAGUGCAUCAUCAUGAGAAUAAUAACUUAAGAAAAAAAGCAUGUUUUGUGUUCUUGUCACAAAACAUUACUUGAUGCACAUACCUGUGUAUUUAGAUAGAAAUUUGGCUUAAUUUAUAAUCAUAUGAUACUAAACGCUCUUCUACUGCAUUCUGAAGGAAAAUCGAGACUGGGGGAUAAGUGGUUAGUGACAUUUUAUUGAAACCACUAAGGAAUUGUGUUUAGAAGAAUUUGGCAGGUUUCUCAGUGUAUGAUCUUCUUUGUAACAUUUCUCUUCAUAACUGAGCUUAAAUUUCAUUUUUCUUCACAUGCAAUGUGGACAUAAAGCUUAAUGCAGCCCAUGGGUAACCAUUUGGAUACUUAGACACUUGAGCAAGAUUGUGGCAGUCUUUGCACAACUUUGAGCUAGAAAUACUUGGUACUGUUAACAUGUCUCGUGUAUUGUUGAUGCCAUUUUAGAAGAAAAAGGUAAAAGUAGGUAACUUAAGUAUACUGACAGCAACAAACAAGACAUAAAACUACAAAAUACAAUUCCAUUAGGACACAAGUAUCACAAAAAGUCACCUUUCACUAGGGAAAGUUAGUGCCCUUUGAUUCUUGGUGCCUUUGGGAGAGACUGGGUUAUACGAACCUAGUUAUUUGAGGAUUUUGCUGUAUCAUUUCCCAUAAUGUCUUCUCUAGUCACCUUGGAUUAUAUAUAGAAAAAUACAGAAAAUAGAUAAACAUGAAUGUGAUUAUUAACUAUGCUGAAAAAGUAUUCGCCUACCAAAGACACACUCAGGCUUUAGUAAAUUUAAUGUUACAUAACCUCAAUUUUUAACGUGUGUAUCUUUUCAAACCAUGAAAAAUCAAAGCAAUUCAGAGCUUGCACCAAGUUUAUACAAAAGGUCUCUGACUUUGUUUCCUUUUGCUUUUGUUUAUGGAGGCUAUUCAGCUGACAGAAGCAGAAGUUGGCCAAAAUACUGCCUAUGCUAUUAACUUUCCACGUAACUGUCCUGGCAGACUAACCUCAUGGCAGUCAGAUACCCACUUAGGUUUUUCUUUCAAGUGUUACCAUUAUGGUGCUACUGAGCAUUUUCUUUUGAUAAAAAAAGAAAAUGUCCCGGGCUGCAGCCUCUUACCGUCAUUUUCCUCACUGCGUCCAUUAAUUUUGCUUAUAUAACACUAGUGCCAGUUAAUUUUAUUUGGUAAUGCUUAUUAUGAUAUUUGUAUAUUUGUUUGCAUUCCAGUUUUGUUCAGUAAUGAGUGUGUAAACAGCAUAUAUGAAAUAAAUGUAAAUACUAAUGAA